UAUAUCUUCUCUACCUAUUAGGAGGGUAUCUGAUCACACUUUCCUUUGAGGCCCGUCCGAGUUUCCUCGACUCCUUACUGUUUGUCAUUGUCACCGUGACUACCAUUGGGUACGGCAAUGUGACUCCUGAUACAAAUGUAGCCAAGUGUCUGGUGGUUGCUUUUGUUUUACUGGGUACUGUAAUGAGUACUGUCUUUGGUAACCCAGUUGGAAAUUUGGUAAAUUCGGUAGGGGAUAAGUUGGAGAAGUGGUUUUUCCAGUCUAUCAAUACCACUAGUGACAAGACAAAACAGAUGUGGAAAUCCUUCUUCGCAAUAGUUUGGAUAUUGUUUGUCGUUGGCACUUGGCACUGGAAUUUUAGGGAUAUGGAUCUGGGAUGCAAAGGAGAUGAGUGACACAACGCAGCCGAAUCACAAUGGAGUUAAUGCAACCGAUUGUUCUGUGUUAAAUGCAACCGAUUUUUCUGUGGUAAAUGCAACCUAUUUUUCUGUGGUCUCUGCAUAUACUAUUGGAUAUGGAGAGUUCCAUUUCUCAGCCACUGCUGGGAAGUUGUUUGCCUCAGUGUGGCUUCCUUUAGGGACUGCAGUUGUUAGUAGUGCUACAUCUUACCUAUGUGGACACAGGCAUUGGAUUUGUGCGGUUUGCAUCUGGAACGGUAAGAAGACAAGGAUAGUUCCAGGGCAGGAAUUUGAUAAAGGUACUCUUGUCGAAGCUAACCCAACAUUGAGGAAGCAUUGCCUUGAACACACUAAUGUAGAAAAUUCCCCAAAGUUUCUAAGUGGCAUACUCUCGUCAAGAAUUUAUGAGUGCAAGUUUGCUCAAAGACAGGACCUAGAACCAGUCCAUACAUGUUCUCGUGAGUUCAGUUCAACCCCAGAAGAAGUACAGAUAUUACUCAAAAGAGAAGACUGCUGCUCGAAGGAACUUGGUUCAUCCUACAGAUGGAGAGGGACCUAUAACUUCAUGGCAAAUGCACUGAAUGAAAUGCAGAGGAGGGCAUUUAUAUGCACAGUUGGAAAACAUGCAGUGACAGUAGCAUGUGUAGCACAACUCUUGAAUUCAGAAGCCAGGGUUGCGAUCCCAGUUGAUUAUUUUUCUGCUGAACAGAAUGAUAGGGAGAAAAUUAAAGUUGUUUUAGAUAAAAAGCAAUGCUAUAAGGCUUUCAAAGGGACUUGCAUUCAAGAAUCCGAUGGUUAUGCCAAAAAGGUUGCUACAAAUCAAAACAUAAUCUAUGUACCUUCACGCGACCACACCGACAUUAUUACAGGGUAUGGAACCAUUGGGGUGGAGAUAAUCACUCAAAUGGUUGGAGAUGGAAAAAUUGAUAAUCUUCAUGCAAUUUUCGUUCCUGUCGGUGAUGGGAACCGUAUUGCUGGAAUUGCCGCAUACGUAAAGAGGGUUUUCCCAAAGGUAAAAGUUUUUGGUGUGGAGGAGCGCACUAGAAGUGUAAUGGCAUGGUCAUUCCAUAAAGGCAAGAGAGUUCUACUUGAGAAACAAAAUGGGGAAGUACUAGUAGAAGCCAUUGGUGAAGAAUGCUUCUCCAUUUGCGCUGAGUUUCUUGAUGGUAUAAUCAUUGUAGAUGAGCAUGUUAUAUCCACAGCAAACGAGUAUAUCAAGAGGGACACGAUAAAGAAAGUUAGUGCCCUAUGCAUUGCUGGGGUGCAAUAACUGUGCAAGAGGUUCGUCAGAAGACAAUUGUUGCCGUGAUCGAUGAGUAUGAAGACGUGCUGAGCUGAAAGGAAUGUUGAUGAUUAUGGAUAAUAUGAUUUGUAAUCAUGUAGAUUAAUUAGUUGACACUAGGUAGUAGUAUACUUGAGAUCCACGGUACCUUGGUUUAAGGAUAGUUGCAUUACUUGUCUGCAAUCCCAUUAGUUUGAGUACUCCAGAGAUU
This is a messenger RNA of Fragaria vesca subsp. vesca, 1891 nucleotides long. Its product is annotated as threonine dehydratase biosynthetic, chloroplastic-like. The transcript has 6 exons. The coding region runs from base 388 to 1668 and encodes 426 amino acids. The record is from RefSeq and is a predicted model, not a curated record. Gene Ontology annotation, molecular function: threonine deaminase activity. Gene Ontology annotation, biological process: L-threonine catabolic process. NCBI's taxonomy places the organism in Eukaryota, Viridiplantae, Streptophyta, Magnoliopsida, Rosales, Rosaceae.